This is a messenger RNA of Symbiodinium sp. CCMP2592, 1728 nucleotides long. NCBI's taxonomy places the organism in Eukaryota, Dinophyceae, Suessiales, Symbiodiniaceae. The record is from the annotation of a GenBank genome assembly.
AUGGCCGGCGGAGGCCUGGGUGCAGUCGAGGUGCAGAAGGACUCGCGAUCACGCAUCUGGUAUUGCGGAUUCGUGCGGGAGGUGUGCUCCAAUAGCAGCGAGCUCCUUAUUGCCUUCGAGGAGGACAUAUGGCCCACCGACCGGUAUCCGAUCGGCGGCGUGAGGAAAGCAUCAAAAGUCAGCUCGGCGGAGCUUGAGAAGUUUAGCCCCAAGGUCGGUGAGGAGGUGGAAAUGCGCAUCGACGCUUCGCCCCAUGCACCCGCUUGUUGGGCUGUUGGAACGGUCGGCAAGAUCAAGCAUGACUUCUACGUCGUCUCGCUCAGUUCAGCUGGGCAGAAGGGCAACGAUCAGAUCGUCGAGAAGGAGAAGCUGCGACCGGUGGCAUCGGCCAUGGGUCUCACUGCGGAGUCUCUGAGCGAGGAGACCUUCUCGGUGCCGGAUGGCCUGCAGAGUUGGAUGACCACGGAGGAUGGCACAGGCUGCUUCAGCCACAUCCAGGGCCAGGCUGGCCUAGUGGCCAUUCUGGUGCAGCCCGCCCAGAUGGUGCUGAAGCUCGUGGGCGACAAAAAGGCCACCCAACGAGCCAAGCUUCUCCUGGAAGUUCACAUCAAGCACCAGUCACAGAUCCAGAACUUCCAGGAUGUCCGAGAGAAGCGGCUAAAGGCCUUGGAAAACAAGCGCAAUCGCAUCGAGGGCUCGGGUUUCAAGCAUUCCUGCGAGUUCCAGGUCGAUGGCUCCUUCAUCCCCCGAAUCAUCGGAAAGGGGGGUGAGACCAUCCGAGCGUUGUCCGACAAGUUCGAUGUCACCGUGCGGAUCAUGGAGGCGGAGUCGAAGACCGGACCUCGAACGAUCCGCAUCUUCGGGAACAGUGCUGCGAACUUGGCCAAAGCUCGUGCUGAAGUCGAAUAUGUUGAGGAGGCCAUCCCAGUACAGCAAGACCAGAUUAGCUGGGUCCUGGGAAAGGGUGGUCGAACUAUUCAAGGCUUCAAAGAAGCUGCAGGCCUCGUAUACACGAAGCUGGAUCAAGAGAGAGAGCAGCUGCUGGUGUGCGGCCCGCGCUCAGCGGUCCAAGAUGCCAUGGCACUGUUCGACACCCAUUUGAUGUACCAUCCGGUCUUUCGUCAAAUGGACGAGGAGAUGGAGAGCAUCUUCGAAGAGUUAGAGAGCUACGGUGACUGGGAAGCUCGGGCAGAGUGGAACAGUCCCCAAGACGAGGAUUGGUACAAAGGUCGCAGCCAGGGACGAGGCUGGCAAAACUGGCAAAGCUGGAAUGGAGGAGGCUAUGGGUACGGCGGCUACGGCGGUUACGGCGGCUAUGACCGUUACGAUAGCUACCGCUACAAUGGAGACGCUAGACCUUCCCAGCCAUCAUCAUGGGAGGAGCAGCCGGCGGAGCGCUCCGCUGGUGGCAACCGAUGGGACCAGCGACGGAAGGGCGACCGGGAGAAAGGAAGUGAAGAGACAUUCGGCAGCAAAGGAGAAGUCGGUUCCGCAGGCUUGCGAUUACCGAAAGCCAAAGCCGCCGACAGCGAAAGCAGCGGCAAAGGCAAGGGCAAGAAGCCUAGAGAGGUCCAUCUGGAUGAGGAAGAGGAGGUCGUGGAAGCGCCCAAGGGUGGCGGCCGAGCGAGACGAGUUCGUGCAGCGGGCGCCGGAGGACAGGAAGAGUCCUCCGAGAACGGAAGGCCCCCAACUCGACGACAAGGGAAGAUGGGUCUUCGAACUUCGUGA